Messenger RNA from Bursaphelenchus okinawaensis, 1157 nucleotides. The record is from the annotation of a GenBank genome assembly. NCBI's taxonomy places the organism in Eukaryota, Metazoa, Nematoda, Chromadorea, Rhabditida, Aphelenchoididae.
AUGAUUAAACAAAUACCUCCUGGAAAUGGCACCAUGCCUCAUAUUUGUAAGUUAGUCUUACCCAAGGUCCUAGCCCAAAGGCUUAGCUCAGAGCCCUAGCUCAAAGCCCUAGUCCAGAGCCCUAACCCAGAGCUCCCUAGCCUCAAGCCUAAUCACAUGCUUGAUCUUAGACCUAGCUUCAAACUGAAGGUCUAGCAUUAAACAUAGCCGCAGACCUUGCCUCAAGCUCCAGUCAUAGCCUAAUAAGACUUAACUUUAGUCCUAAACUAAGCUCCAGCUCAAAGUUCAAAGCUCUAGCCUUAUGCCUAGCCUCAAGUUUAGCCUCACAUCGAGCCUAAGCUCUAGUCUACCCUUCAGUUCUAGCCUUAGCCUUAGUUCUAGCCUUACCUCUAGUCCAAGCAAAAUCUUUAAUUUAAGCCCUACCUCUAGCUUUUUUAAAACUUUACCUACUUACAACUUUUUAUUUACAGUAACCUUCUACGCAGUGAUGUUCUUUUGGAAUUGUUUUAUCUUCUUCUUCCACGCUACCUUGUCAUACCUAAGGGAAGUUCUGCCAGAUGAUAUUGAGUUUCCCUUCAAAUUGACGAACUGGAGUGACUAUCUACGACAAUGGAAAGUUUUCAAUACUGAAGGGUUCUCCUUUGAUCCUCAAACGUAAGUUAUUAUCGAUAACACUAUAUUUCAAAAAUGAAAAAUUUGUUACUUAAAAUAAUAAAAAUUUGUUAUCCAUAUCACAAUCUUUUCGAAAUGUAAAUUUUGUUACCUAAACUUGACAAUUUGUUACCUAGACCACUAUUUUCAGCUUCAUGUUAUCCCCAGAGAAGCGUUCAGAGAGCAUCACAACCCAGAAUCUGGUCGAAAACGAGGUUCUAAACCCCUCAAGCGGAAUUGAAAAUGCACUAUUCGAAAUGGACUCAAUAGAACCAUCAACCAGUGCAGAUGUCACUCCUACAUACAGUUUGGCCGAGACAGUGUCAGUCGACAAUCGUGCUUCUUACAUUGAUAUACCAUCGGAAAGUGGUCGUAGUGUGGCUAGUGAUAAGAGUGACAAGAAGACUAAAAGUCAUCUGGAAGAAGAGUUGUACACGUUGAGAAGAGCAUCAUUCUUCGUGUUUGCUAUGUUUGCUGUCAUCAUGGUCUUUGUGUACUUGUUUUAA